Messenger RNA from Phycodurus eques (leafy seadragon), 3072 nucleotides. It is a transcript of the gene tpcn1, whose product is annotated as two pore segment channel 1. The coding region runs from base 275 to 2770 and encodes 831 amino acids. The record is from RefSeq and is a predicted model, not a curated record. The transcript has 27 exons. Gene Ontology annotation, cellular component: endosome membrane; lysosomal membrane. Lineage: Eukaryota; Metazoa; Chordata; Actinopteri; Syngnathiformes; Syngnathidae. Gene Ontology annotation, molecular function: monoatomic ion channel activity; voltage-gated channel activity. Gene Ontology annotation, biological process: monoatomic ion transport; transmembrane transport.
CGUAAACAACUCCGCCCACCAAAAUCCAACUUGAUUUCAGAGCUCGCUUUAAAUACCUUACCUACAUUGUUUUUGUUGCUGAUGAGGAAAACUAGUCUGAGAAGAAAAAAAACCAACACCUUAAAAAGCGGAAUCGUUUCGGAGUUGGAAUCUCGAGAAUCUGAAGAUGCCGCUAUGGACGCAGGCGGGCGGCUUGUGACCGCUUGUGACGCUCUGCGCCAAUUGAUUCAGUGACAGAUGUCCCCUGGGUGCUAGGAGGACAUCACCAAAGCUAAUGGAGGUCGACGACGAUGACGUGCCACUCAUCCUCACCUGGGACGAUGCAAACAGCGGUUUACUCAACGAGGACCAAGAGAGGGGAGACGAGAAUGGCAGUGCAGGAAACUAUGGCAUAGUCAAUAGUGUUGUGGUGUCAACACCAGGGCCUCAAACUCACAGAGCACACAAUACGUCUAUACGGCAAAGCUGGGAGAUGAACUACCAGGAGGCGGCCAUCUACUUGCAGGAGGGAGAGAACAACGACAAGUUCUUCACCCACCCUCGAAACCCCAAGGCGCUGGCGGCGUACCUCUUUGCCCACAACCACCUCUUCUACAUGAUGGAGCUGUUCACGGGCCUCCUGCUCAUGACCUUGUCGCUGUGCGAAGCUCCCGCGGUGCCCUCGCUGCGCCUGGACGUUUACGUUCACGCCACCCUGGAGCUGCUCGGCCUGGUUAUCGUGGCUUUUGAACUGUGCAUGAAGCUCCGCUGGCUGGGCUUCCGCACCUUCAUACGACACAAGAGGACCAUGGUGAAGGCGUGUGUGUUGCUGCUGCAGUUUGUGGAGGCCAUCGUGGUUCUGGUCCGACAGACGUCGCACAUGCGAGUGACCCGAGCCCUCAGGCCAAUAUUCCUGGUGGACUGUAGAUACUGCGGUGCUGUACGCAGAAAUUUGCGGCAGAUCUUCCAGUCACUCCCGCCAUUCAUUGACAUCCUCCUACUUCUGCUCUUCUUCAUGGUCAUAUUUGCUAUCUUGGGUUUCUGCCUCUUCUCUACAAACACAUCAGACCCAUACUUCAACACUCUGGAGAACAGCAUGGUCAGUCUCUUUGUACUGCUGACCACCGCAAAUUUCCCUGAUGUGAUGAUGCCAGCGUACUCGAAGAAUCACUGGUCCUGUGUGUUCUUCAUCGUGUACCUCUCCAUUGAGCUGUACUUCAUCAUGAACCUGCUGCUGGCAGUGGUGUUUGACACGUUCAAUGACGUGGAGAAGAUGAAGUUUAAGUCUCUGUUGCUUCACAAGCGCUCCGCUGUUGAUCAUGCCUUCCAGCUGCUGGUCAGCCGCCAGAGGCCGACGGGUGUCUCACUGAAACAGUUUGAUGGCCUGAUGCGUUUUUACAGACCGAGAUUGUCUGCGCGAGACCGCUUCCUCACCUAUAAAGCUCUGAACACCUCUGACGCUCCCAUGCUCAGUCUGCAGGACUUCUAUAAAUUCUACGAGGUGACAGGCCUUAAAUGGAAGGCACGGCGUAGUGGGGAACACUGGUUCGAUGACCUCCCGCACACAGCCUACAUUAUUUUAAAAGGCAUCAACCUGCUGGUGAAGUCGAAGGCCUUCCAGUACACCAUGUAUGCGGUUGUAGCCAUCAACGGUGUGUGGAUCCUCGUGGAGACGUACACUCUUAACAGUGGCUUUUCCUGGUCUCGAUUGGUGCCGUGGAGUUAUAUUGUCUUCCUUACCAUUUACGGUGUGGAGGUGCUUUUGAAGCUGUCAGGUUUGGGACCGUUGGCUUAUUUCAGCUCUGGAUGGAAUCUGUUUGACUUCUCAGUCACCGUGUUCGCCUUCCUGGGUCUGAUUGCACUCGCCUUCGAUAUGGAGCCUUUCUACUUUAUCGUUGUGCUACGACCACUUCAGCUGCUCCGGUUGUUUAAGAUCAAGAAGAGGUAUCGCAACGUGUUAGACACGAUGUUUGAGCUCUUCCCCAGGAUGGCCAGUCUGGGUUUGACUUUGAUCAUCUUCUACUACUCCUUUGCCAUUGUGGGCAUGGAGCUCUUCGCUGAUGUCAUUUACCCCAACUGCUGCAACGCCAGCACAGUGGCCGACUCCUACAAGCAGAUCAACGUCACGCAUGGCAACAAAACAGUGUUGGAAGAAGGCUACUAUUAUCUCAACAACUUCAACAACAUUCUCAGCAGCUUUGUGACUCUCUUUGAGCUAACUGUUGUCAACAACUGGUACAUCACAAUGGAAGGCGUGACCUCCAUGACGAGCCACUGGAGCCGUCUCUACUUCAUGACCUUCUACAUCGUCACCAUGGUGGUGAUGACCAUCAUUGUGGCCUUCAUCCUGGAUGCUUUUGUCUUCCGCAUGAACUACAGCCGCAAGAACCGGGAAACACUGGAGAACCCAGAGGAUGAGAACGGAAUCGUGUUUGAGGUUGAAGUGAGCCGUGAAGAAGCUCUGUCCACUCUGGAGUUGUACAAGCAGACAUGUCCCGGGCAGCCGUCCCUCAGCUCUCUGGUGGGAGUCGUGCAAGCGAUGGGCUGCAGUGGGAGUGAACACUCAUCACUAUUAUACCAAGGGCGGCGAUCACGGACUAAGUGUGACCUUAGCAUGAAAAUGUAUGAAGAAGAGAUGCAGUGGGAAGCUGGUCAAGUGAUGCGAGGUGAGGACGCAGUGGCUUCUCUCAGGACAAGCGGCACAUUUGCAAGGGACAGCAGCUCAGCAAUUAACCUUACGGAAGGAGCCGAAGGAUUAAUAAUUCUCAUAGUGUGCAAUGUACAUAUGUAAUGCUGGAGGUCUUUUGUGACCUCUUGUAAAAAAACAUGACUUAAACAAUGUUGUGGUGCUAUGGAAAGUGUCAAUUAUAACUAAGUAAUUUCUGCAACAGCUUAACAUUUGACAUUCGUGUACUCGCAACAGUUUUCCAAAGUGAAUCCAAGUAGCAAUAUCAUUGCGAUGUGUCAAUGCAUUCAAAAUUCCUUAAUUCCUAAACAUUAAGGCAGAAUAAGUAUUGUAUAUUAACCAAAACCAAUGAAAAUGAUCCGUUUGUCUCUGUUUGUACUGUAUUAAAUUAUAUUGUAUUUCUGUAA